UUCCGAUUGAGGCUGGGGGCGGACGGAGGAUGGCUGGUUAACGAGCAGAGCUCUACAGAGUGGCGGGGAGAGUUGACAGUCGCGAUGGAUGUCAAAUUCCCAAGCACUUUCUCAGGAACCUUGAUGAUCCUCGCAUAUGAGCGCGAUGUACAAUACGGUGUGGAGUAUGGACCGCGAUGACGCAGACUGGAGGGAGGUGAUGAUGCCCUAUUCGACAGAACUGAUAUUUUAUAUUGAAAUGGAUCCUCCAGCUCUUCCACCAAAGCCACCUAAGCCAAUGACUUCAGCAGUUGCUAAUGGAAUGAAGGACAGUUCCAUUUCUCUUCAGGAUGCAGAAUGGUACUGGGGGGAUAUUUCCAGGGAGGAGGUAAAUGACAAAUUACGGGAUAUGCCAGAUGGUACCUUCUUAGUCCGUGAUGCUUCAACAAAAGUGCAGGGAGAUUAUACUUUGACUUUGAGGAAGGGAGGUAACAAUAAGUUAAUAAAGAUCUAUCAUCGGGAUGGUAAAUACGGCUUUUCUGAUCCUCUAACAUUUAAUUCUGUGGUGGAACUCAUUAACCACUAUCAUCAUGAAUCUCUUGCUCAGUACAAUCCUAAACUUGAUGUGAAGCUGAUGUAUCCAGUGUCCAGAUACCAACAGGAUCAGUUGGUAAAAGAGGAUAACAUUGAUGCAGUAGGUAAAAAACUACAGGAAUACCACUCUCAGUACCAGGAAAAGAGUAAAGAGUAUGAUAGGCUAUAUGAAGAAUAUACCAGGACAUCCCAGGAAAUACAGAUGAAAAGAACUGCAAUUGAAGCUUUUAAUGAAACAAUUAAAAUUUUUGAAGAGCAAUGUCACACACAAGAACAACAUAGCAAAGAAUAUAUUGAGCGAUUUCGUAGAGAAGGGAAUGAAAAGGAGAUCGAACGAAUUAUGAUUAAUUAUGAUAAACUGAAAUCACGUCUUGGUGAGAUUCAUGAUAGCAAAAUGCGUCUAGAGCAAGAUUUGAAGAAACAAGCUUUGGACAACCGGGAAAUAGAUAAAAAGAUGAAUAGUAUCAAACCUGACCUGAUCCAGCUGCGCAAGAUCCGAGAUCAGCAUCUUGUAUGGCUCAGUCACAAAGGAGUGAGACAGAGACGCCUGAAUGCCUGGCUGGGAAUCAAGAAUGAGGAUGCUGAUGAGACCUAUUUUAUCAAUGAGGAAGAUGAAAACCUGCCACAUUAUGAUGAGAAAACCUGGUUUGUUGAGGAUAUCAAUCGAGUACAAGCGGAGGACUUGCUUUAUGGGAAACCUGAUGGUGCAUUCUUAAUUCGUGAGAGUAGCAAGAAAGGCUGUUAUGCCUGUUCUGUGGUUGCAGAUGGGGAAGUGAAGCACUGUGUGAUCUACAGCACUGCUCGAGGAUACGGCUUUGCAGAACCCUACAACCUGUACAGCUCACUGAAGGAGUUGGUUCUCCAUUACCAGCAGACAUCCCUGGUUCAGCACAAUGAUUCCCUCAACGUCAGGCUUGCCUAUCCUGUCCAUGCACAGAUGCCCUCGCUCUGUAGAUAAAGAGGGAAUGGGAAGAGAGGCAGCUCUCUAGCAUUUUUUCUACAGUUUUUAUUAGACUAUGAUGAGGGCAUUCUUUCUACGUAGACUGCUUGUUUUGCACAAGAAGUGAUUCUGUGAAUGUGAAGUGGAGAGGCCAAGCAGUAGCUGGCCAGAAUUGAGAGGAUAACCAGGGGCCCAGGGUCUCGGGACUCAGUUGUGCUGCUGCUGCACUGACAUACCAAGCUGGAAGCAGAUGUUGGUUUUUGGAAGUUUGUUUCAUUGGAGUUUUUUUUUUUUUUUCCUGUUUUUUGUCAGGUAUCCUUAACAGAGUUUAUUGGGGUCGGUGGGGGAUUGUUUGGAGGCCUCUGAAGAGUCCAUGCCCUGUUUCUGUUUGUAGCUCAGAAUGCAGUAGGAUGUGGUCUGUUGAGAGUUGUUUUACUCUGUCAGUCUCCCCUCCUCAAAAGAAGGCUGCUUUGGUUCUGUGGUAGAAUAGGGGUUUGGUUUUAAAAAAAAGACAACCAAAGGAAAAUCGGGAGGCUUAGGAUUUCAUUCAGAGAAUCUAAGCCAAGCGUGGGGGAGGGGAGGGAACUUAGAUUGAAGUUACUUCAGUUUUUCCCAACAUGGUUUAGGCUUCAGCAUCUCCUUGUCUCCUCCCUCUAAAGAAGCACUUAUGCUCAUAAGCUAACACAACAAUGUUUCCAUUGCCAGACCAAGGUAUAAGGGGAGAAGGUAACACUCUUAGAUAAAUCCACACUUCUGUACCAAAACUUGAAAAUGAGAAAACUAAAAAUGUUUUAGCAAACACUAAAAUUGGUAUUUCCUUCUGUUCCGCCCUUGUUUCUAAGAGAUGAGAAAUAGCAUUCUUUUUGUGGGGAUAGUAAAAAUGAAGUUGGUGGUUGUAUGGUGUUUACUUAGCCUAAAGAAUGAUCUGUUGUUUGAAAUCUUUGUAACUUGUUUGUAUGAGUAAAGAAAAGGUGCAAUCCAGUGCUUUUAGAUGGCUUGAUAUACCAAAUAAUGAUAUAGAAUGGCAUUGUUACUUGUGCUUCCCCAUGUUUCAAGGCCCUGCAAAAAGUCAUGGUUUAAUUUGCUUUCAUCCCUCCUUACUUUUGUUGGGUAGAAUUUAGAGAAUCAUAGGUGGUUGAGGAAAGGAAUCUGAUUGUGGCCAGAGACCUCAGCAAAUGGUAGAUCUAAGGUUCAUAUAUCCAGGUUGAGGGUCCCUUCACAUUACAUGUGUGGUUCCAGACCAUUGGUUCUGAAGCUUUUGCAGGAAGAGGAGAUGGCUUGGAGUUUAAACUGUCAGUAGUAAACAACGGGAAGCUUUUCUGUUUGCCUUUUACAGAAGGUUGCCAUUAAGGCAAUGUGCACUGUCUGCCGUCAUGCUUCAGUGACUGUGGUUUUAGGCCAGGAAUCUUCUGCUCCAUGUGAUUUAAGCCUUCCAGCUGAGUGAAGCUAGGCAAAUGGUGUGGAGGGCAGGCCUUCACACUCAUUUGACAGAGUUCAACUGCCUCUAAGCCAAUCCUGAACCAUAAUAGGCUCAGUGUGACUCAGCAUUCUGAGCCCAGAGAUGUGCAGGCAGGCAUCCUCCCUGAGCUGGAGAGUUUAUAAGAGGAUAUAGCCAGGAAAGCCAGCCCUAGUCUGAGGGCUGAAAUAAAAGCAAACCCUACCCUCCUGAGCACUCACUCACCUGACAACAGUAUCAAGAAUGGACCAUGAUGUAGACAUAGAUAAAAGCUUUUUUUUUUUUUUUAAAUCUUCCAGUUACUAGCAAUGAGGACAGGAUUAACAGGGCACAUAUCUGACUUUUCCUUGUUUACAUUGCAGUUCCAUGACUGGGUGAGAUAAAACAAAUUGAGCUCUUUUCCAUGUUGCUAUUCUGACGUAAGCCUUUACUUUUCCCAACUUGCCAGAUUGAAAUCUCACUGGAGGCUUUACUGGGCAGUGCUUAGCUAGUUGCUGCCGCAUGACGAUAAUACUCAGGUGGCUUUUUAUCAGGUGGAACCCCACUGAAGCAGUUGGAUACUCAAUACUGAGGACAGGGAGCCAGGUGUGAUGGUACACACCUUUAAUCCCAGCAUGUGAGAGGCAGAGGUAGGAAGGUAGUUGUGAGGUCAAGGCCAGCCUGAGACUACAUAGUAAAUUCCAGGCCAGCUUGGGCUAGUGAGACCCUAUCUCAAAACAGCAACAACAACAAAAUAUUGGGGACAGGGAAUCCUCUUAUUUGACUAAAGUAUUUAGUGUAUUCUGAAUGUCUUUUACCAAAUAAGUCAAGAUGGAAUAGAAUACACACCUGUAGUGUUGAAUAACAUACCUGUAGCAUGUUGGGCAGACACUGAGGAUAUGGAGGAGAGAGCAUGUCUAUAUGUGGGCUAGUUUUUGGAGAAGGGCUACUUGUCAGUCCUGGCAUCCCUUUGAAUUCAUCACUGUGGGUGUCAAACCAGGGAUCAUUUGAUAAACUGAAAGGCAUCUUUUUCUGACCAGCUGCCAUCUGAUUUUCUUGAUUCUGAGCCAGCAGAAAUGGCAUAAGGACCAGGCUGCUAACCACUGGAUCCAGAGGGGCAGAGGAUAAAGAGACAGACCCAGAUCAGAGGGGCUCAUUCUCCUGGGUCAACCAGCUACCAACAUGAAAGCAGCGUGGUGCUGGUUAGGCACAGGAGGGCCAUCUUUUCCAGGUGGAACUUUAGUAACAAAACAGUGUGGUCUCCACCCAGCCAUAGGUGCCAAACCUCGGCCCUGGUUCAGGCAUAGCUAGGUUGCUGAUCUGGCCAAGGGCAAACACUUCCUAAAACUUCUCUCUACUCCUCCCUUUCUAAGACUUAAUGGACUCUCCCAUUUACUUCAGACCUCAUAUACUUCAAAGAAACUGAGAGCCAGUGUGAUGUCUUCCAUGCAUUUCUUCUGGCUGUGAGGAACCAGCUCCGUACAUUCUUUUGAGCCAAGAAUUGCAUCUGGUUAAUUUCUGGUUUCUCUGAUGAUCUCUGCUGCCUUUGAAGACCCCAGUGUAGGUCUCUGUGAGGUUUCAAUAGCUUCAGAAGCCAGAGUGUCCAGAUGAGGAAAUGCAUGGUCCUCUGCUACCAACUGCUCAAUCUGGCUUUAGCUCCAGCCACUUGUGACAACCAACCUUGUUUUCUUACAAAUUCUCGCAUGUAACUUUGGUGCCCUGUUGUCUUUGAUGUAGUAAAACAAACUCAUGUAGUUUAUGUAAAAACAUCUGAUUCACAAGGAAGCCAAUUGUAUGUCUUGUAUUGGAACAAUUCAUAAUGUAGUCCCUAGACCACUUUUGCAAAUUGUUCUUGUCACCAAAUGUGUUCAGACAUUGCU
Messenger RNA from Jaculus jaculus (lesser Egyptian jerboa), 4828 nucleotides. Its product is annotated as phosphatidylinositol 3-kinase regulatory subunit gamma. The coding region runs from base 137 to 1531 and encodes 464 amino acids. Gene Ontology annotation, molecular function: 1-phosphatidylinositol-3-kinase regulator activity. Gene Ontology annotation, biological process: phosphatidylinositol phosphate biosynthetic process; insulin receptor signaling pathway. The transcript is spliced from 11 exons. Gene Ontology annotation, cellular component: phosphatidylinositol 3-kinase complex. The record is from RefSeq and is a predicted model, not a curated record. NCBI's taxonomy places the organism in Eukaryota, Metazoa, Chordata, Mammalia, Rodentia, Dipodidae.